Molecule: messenger RNA, 5193 nt
Organism: Funneliformis mosseae
Lineage: Eukaryota; Fungi; Glomeromycota; Glomeromycetes; Glomerales; Glomeraceae
Source: the annotation of a GenBank genome assembly
GCUCCCGGCUGUGACACGUGUUCGGUAAAUCCAAAGGCUCCCGGCUGUGACACGUGUUCGGUAAAUCCAAAGGCUCCCGGAUGUGAUGCAUGCUCGAACAACCCCCAAGCUCCCGGCUGUGCUGCAAAAACGCCAGAGAAUUGUGAUGUAAACCCUUAUGGGCCCGGAUGUAACGUAGAUUGUGGAAAAACUCCCGCACCUUCAGGAUGCGCUAACGUUCCAGACUGUGGAAAUAAUUCCGGUGCGGUCGGAUGUAAUGGUGACAAAUUGGACUGUGGCAAAUAUCCGAGUGCUCCUAAUUGUGGUAUUAAAGCUCCGGUAGAUUGUUCAAAAACUCCCAAUGCACCAGGAUGCGUCGAUUGUUCAAAAACCCCUGAUGCUCCAGGAUGUACCGAUUGUUCAAAGACCCCCGAUGCUCCAGUAUGUCUACAAUGUACUCAGAAUCCAUAUGGAUCGGGGUGUGGCAAUGUUGAUUGUAAAUUAACACCAGAAGCUCCAGGUUGUUCAAAUAUUCCAAAUUGCGAAAGUUCUCCUAACGCUGUAGGAUGCAUUUAUGGUCAAUUGGACUGUGCAAAAUAUCCAAAAGCUCCUGAAUGUAUAAACAAAAAACCGGAUUGUUUCAAUAACCCAAACUUGCCUGGAUGUAAUGAUUGUAAUAAUAACCCAUAUGCUUUUGGAUGUGAUGUAUGUUCACAAGUCCCACAACCUGAGAGAUGUCAAGUUGGUUAUUGCGAUAAAAAUCCCGGUUUACCAGAAUGUGCUGUUUCUUUGACGGAUAGUAUAACUAUUUAUGCAAUUGAAAGAGAAUUUAUCUUGGUCACAUAUUAUUGUAACCCGGCAGUAAAUAAUGACGUUUGUGGUAAGAUGAUCAAUUGGGAAGGAACAGUAUUCAGCGAGAUCUAUUUCGAGAAAUCAUGCACUGAUGGUAAAAUUUUUGAAAGCAUUAAUGUCAAAGGAGGAUUUUUACAUAUUUGUUAUAAAUCAGAAACCAAAGAAGCCGUUUGGACCACUUUCGGAGCCCCAAAUAAAAAAGGAGAAGUAAAUGUAAUUACAACGAAUAAAAUAACCGAAGUAUACACCUUUGAUGCCAAUUACACACACGUAUUCGAAAAAGAAGAUGGUGGAUAUUGCGUAGUGACUAGUAAAUCUGCUGACGGUUCUGCAACAUUUUCCGUGCCAUGGAAUAUUCUCGUUACAUUUAUCCCAAAAGAUUCCACAUCUGGAACUUCUGGACCUUAUGAGAUUUACAAAGAAACGUCAACAACUGUGGUCGAAUUACACAUUUACAAAUGUAACAUAGCAUACCAAUCAUCAGGAUACAGCUGCAUAAUUAAAACAGUUGAUGGAGGCCAAACCACAUUUACUGAAAUCGACUUCUUGGGCACAGGUAGUAACGGUAAAGUUACUAAAACACAAAAAUAUACAGUACCGCAGAUUACGGCUGAAAAGGUUGUGACGGAUGUUGAAUCAUUAGCUUAUGGUGGAUAUGUUAUUGUAACAAAGGAUAGUAUUACCGGAAAGAAUAAUGGUUAUGUUGUCAAUAAUGAAGGAGUGUAUAAUGAAACUAUAAAUUGGGGUCUUUCCGAUAAAGAUUCUUACGUUGACGUUAUUGUACUUCCCAAUAAUACAAUUGUUGGUAUUCCUAAUGAUUCUUUAAAAGUUGGAACUACUGGAAACAGUGGUGAAAGUAUUACCAUCGCCUCAACUGAUGAUUUAACAAACUAUUCUACCGUUGAAGGAGGAGAUGGAACAGCACCGGGAGGACCAGGUGGAUAUGGAAGUUCAAAAAUAUUAUCCACAACUCCAGGGAAAGGAUCCACAGUACCAUUGGGCACGAAACAAGCAGAAGAAUUUACCAUUACAUAUGGAAUACCUGUAGUGUUUUCAACCGGAAAUUUCAGUGUAUACCAAGUUAAUGGAACUGACGUGGUCUUAAAACAAGCAGUCUCAGCAAAAGAUGAACAAUAUGUUACUGUUCAAGAAAAUAUUGUUACAGUUAAAAUAUUGAAAAGUACUCUAAACACGUAUAACGCUCCUAAUGUUCCUUAUUAUGUUGAGGUUGAUAAUGAUUUCGUAAUGGAAAAAUCAAAUGGUCAAAACGUUAUAGGAAUUAGACCAAAAAUUUGGAAUUUUACCGCAACUAAUUCAAUGGCUUACCCAGCAGGAGGCUCAGCUGAUUCAGCUAGUGCAAUUAUCCGAUUGUCAGUUAAUGGAACGAAACUUUAUAAAAGUUCUUCUUCAGAGGAUAAAAAAACAUUUGUAAAUACAAUGAGCGAAGAAAUUUCAAGGGCAAUUUCAUGUGAACCAGGACGUUUAACAACCACCAAAAAAUAUCAAUACGAUGCUGAGACCAAAGAAGAUCAAUUCAUAAUGAGAGUUGACAUCAAAAAAGCGGCAUCAUUCGAACAAGCUAGUUCGGAUCAACUUAUAGAUUCUUUAGAUGAUGUCGUUAGAAAUAAAGCGCACAAUUCAUUAUCGGAUGGCGAUAGCGCUAGUUAUAUUGAUGAAUCUAAUGGUGCUCCUCGUACCGAAAAUCUUAACAAAUACAAGUUUAUUCUUAUCGGAUUCUUUAUUUUAUUGUUCAUAUUGAUCGGAUUGGUAUUUUGGGCUCGAAAGAAAUAUAAGAACGGACGAAACUUUUUGGCGAUAUUCUGCCUUGCGUUUAUCCCAAUUGAUUUAAUCUUAGACAUUGCAUUCAUACUUGAUAAUGACAAUGAAGCACUUAAAGUAUGGAAGAAUAAUCAUCCAAUCGUGGCAAAUGUAUUUUUAGCAUCAUCAAUUAUUGAUACAGAUGCAUUACAAGAAGUAUCAUCAAAAGCUGGUGGGAUUCCAACUUUGAGUGCGCCAUAUUCAGUUAAAGCCCAGAGAUUAAUCCUGAUUUCUACCGGAUUCGUAGCAGUUUUCGAAGAUUUCCCUCAAUUUGUUUUUUAUAGUGUUUAUUUAUCAAAAUACGUUAAACCGGCUAUAGUACCGAUUCUUGUCUUAUCAUCAUGUAUAAUUGUUUUAUUCUUGAAAUUUUCUGCUCUAAUAUUUUACACCUGCUGUUAUAAAAACGGUAGGAAACCAAGUGAUAAAGAAAAAGUUAUUAACGAUGAUAGUAGCAGUAGCAGUUCUUCUAGCGAUUCUGGUUCCAAAGAACACAAUUAUGCACCUGAUAAUGCAGAUACAGGAAGAAUAAACGAGAAAACUGAUACCGCUAAUGUACCACCAACGAAAGGAAAUUAUUCACCAUCAGAUGGACCUUCCGGUAAAUCAAAUAAACCUACGGGUAGCGCGCGAGGUAAUCCAGAACAACCGGUCGAAUCUUUUGGAAAUGUUAAACCAGUUGAGAACAGAACAAUUAAUCCAAUAUCAGCCGAGAAAGAACCAAUAACUUCUUCAGCACAUAAUGAAAAUAAUAAGAAGGGAAGGUUUUCUACAUUAAUUAGUGGUAUUAAGAAGUCAAAGAAAGAAGAAGAUAUCAGUAAUACAACCAAUAUUGAAGUAACAAAAGAUACCACCACUUCUGAUACUACUCUGAAACCAGUUAUCGAUAGUACAAAUAGAGAUAGUACAAAUAGAGAUAGUUCUAUAGAAAAUUAUAAUAAUUUCACAAAUUACCUCAACACAACAGAAGGAGCAAAAUCGGAUGGAGAUAAUUUAGCAGGAGCAUCAAAUUCAACUGUACUUGGAUUUGGUCAAGAGACAAUUAUCAGUAAGGAAAGUAAUACGGAAAACGAUUUGAAGAAGGUUGCCACCGGAGUAGGAAUUGCUGGAGCAGCAGCCGCAACAACCAAAUACGUCACGUCUAGUACUACUAGUACGGACGAAGCUGAAAAAGAUGGAUUUACUAAAACUGUGACGACCACCGCCACGACAACAUCAGAUGGCGGAGUAGAACACAUUACUAGAGUGAUAUCUGGUGAGGAAUAUGUUACUACGGAAGAAGAAUAUAUUAUUACCUCCACCGGGGAAAGAGGAUAUAUUACUAAAUUAACAGGUGAAGAUGGGGACAAAGAAUAUUUUAUUACCGCUACAGGGGGAAGAAAAUAUAUUAUUACUACAACGAUAGGUGAUCAUGGUGCUAAAGAAUAUUUUAUUACCUCUACCGGAGAAAGAAUAUAUCUCAUUAUAACAACAGGUGAUGAUGAUGGUGAUAAAGUAUAUUAUAUUACCUCUACCGGUGAAAGAAGAUAUAUAAUUAUAACGACUAGUGUUGAAGAAUAUAUUAUUAAAUCCACCGGUGAAAGAGGAUUUAUUACUAAAAUAACAGGUGAUGAUGGUGAAAAGGUAUAUUUUAUUACUUAUACCGGAGAAAGAAAAUAUAUUAUUACCAUAACAAUAGAUGAUCAUGGUGUUGAAGAAUAUUUUAUUACCUCUACAAAAGAAAGAUUAUAUCUCUUUACAACAACAAGUGAUGAUUACGAGAAAGAAGAAUAUAUUGAAGGAGACGGAAAAUACAUUACUACUACUACUGCCACCACAGGUGGAAAAAUUAUCGAAGGUGGAAAGACAACAAAAACCACUUAUAUUACUAGUGGUGGUGGUGGUGACUCGAGAGAACAUACUUCAAUUAGUAGUUCAAGAAUACCAAUGAGAAAACAAGCAAGGAAACAAAAUGAAUCCAUUAGUGAAUCAACAGAUGCCGACGGUAUAACGACAAUAACUAAAAUAGUAACUACAACCGAAGAAAACGGUGAAAAAACCGUCACAAAAACAAUCACUAAAAAAGACCAAAGUGGAAGAGAAAUAUCAAGUAGCUCUAGUACAAAUGUUACAAAUAUUGCUGUUAAUGAUGAAACAGAAGAAUAUAUUACCAAUGUAAUAGAAGAAGGUGAAGGAAGCGAAGUUAUUACUACCUCAACUACGAGCGGCGGGGAAACUCGAACGAUUACGACAACCUCAAGCACUGGUGGAGUCGCGGGUGCUUCUAUAAUUGAAACACAACAAACAAAUAACGAAAAGAAAACUUCCUCCGCUGAUAAGUAUUCUACAUCUUUAACGGCUAGUAAUGAUAAUAGCAUCAGUAGUGCACGUUCGAUUAAAAGAACUUCAUCUUAUGGUAGAAGUGGUGGUAAAAUAUCAAAAGGUACCAAGAAAUCUAAAGCGACUACUGCCUCUAAAGUAAAUAGAAGUGGUGAUGAAGACAAAUUAGGAAGGGUUAAUAGUGUUGAUAGCGUUAGCAGUAUGAGCAGUAGUGAUAGCACUGAAUAA